GAACUGCAUUUGAUGACAGUCAACAUGGCGUUCAGUUUUGGCGGCGCGGCGAGUAACGCAGCAGCAAACACGUCCGGGUUUUCAUUCGGUUCAUUUGGUCCCAAAACCACUGCAUCCACAGCAUUUGGCUUUGGCCCCGCAGCCACUACCACCACCGCCUCAUCCGGAUUCGGCACUCUUACAGCUCCUGGCUUCGGGGCAGCCACUACCACUGCUGCUGCACCAGCCACAGGAUUCAGUUUUGGCUCCACCAACACUGGAUUUGGGGGGCUGGGAGCUGGAAACACCACGGCUGGUGGGUUUAGUUUUGGGGGGUUUGGUUUAAAUGCCAACCCAGCGGCAGUCAGCUUUAAUGUGGGGUGCUUUGGUACAGCAACCACCACUGGCACUGUUUUCAAUUUUGGUAAUAGCCUGGCUAGCACAGGUACAUUUGGUGGCUUUGGGACGACUACAACAACUGCUGCUGCGCCAGGGUCCACUUUUAGCUUUGCUGGUCCCGCAAAUACCACAGGAAGCCUGUUUGGUAACACACAGAACAAAGGGUUUGGGUUUUCCUCCGGGCUUGGCACUGGGACUGCUGCUGGGACAGGAGGAUUUGGAACUGGAUUAGGAACAACUGGCCUGGGUGGGUUUGGAGGCUUUAAUAUCCAGCCAACUCAGCAGCAGCAAGGUUUGUUUGGCCAGCAGCAACCGGGUCAGCCUCAGCCCACCCAGCUUUACCAGCAGGUCACCGCUCUGUCAGCACCCACCUUGUUAGGAGAUGAGCGCGACUCCAUCUUAGCCAAAUGGAACCAACUGCAGGCAUAUUGGGGCACUGGGAAGGGCUACUACAGCAACAACAACCCGGCAGUGGACUUUACCCAGGAGAACCCAUUCUGCAGGUUCAAGGCGGUGGGCUACAGCUGCGUCCCAGUCAGUAAGGAUGAGGAUGGGUUAGUUGUCUUGAUUCUCCAUAAAAAGGAAGCUGAUGUGCGAGUGCAGCAGCAGCAGCUGGUGGAGUCCCUCCACAAGGUCCUGGGAAGCAACCAGACACUCACUGUCAAUGUAGAUGGUGUCAAAGCCCUCCCAAGUGACCAGACAGAGGUGAUCAUUUACGUGGUGGAGCGUUCUCCUAAUGGCACCUCCAAGCGGAUCCCCGCCACCACACUCUUCAGUUAUCUGGAGCAGGCCAACAUCAAGAUGCAGCUCACACAGAUUGGAGUGGCCAUGUCCGUCACACGCACAGAGCUGUCUCCAGCACAGCUCAAACAGCUGCUGCAAAAUGCACCUGCAGGAGUGGACCCCAUCAUUUGGGAACAGGCUAAGGUGGAUAACCCUGACCCAGAGAAAUUAAUCCCAGUACCCAUGGUGGGUUUUAGGGAGCUGCUUCGCAGGCUGCAGAUCCAGGAACAGAUGACCAAACAGCACCAGACUAGAGUGGAUAUUAUCUCCAACGACAUCAGUGAACUGCAGAAGAACCAGGCGACCACAGUGGCCAAAAUCGCCCAAUACAAGAGGAAGCUGAUGGAUCUGUCUCACAGGGUGCUGCAGGUGCUGAUCAAACAGGAGAUUCAGAGAAAAAGUGGUUACGCAAUCCAAGUGGAUGAGGAGCAUCUGCGGGUGCAGCUGGACACCAUUCAGUCUGAACUCAAUGCCCCCACACAGUUCAAGGGUCGGUUGAACGAAUUAAUGUCCCAAAUCCGGAUGCAGAAUCACUUUGGAGCUGUUAGAUCAGAAGAGCGCUACAGUGUUGAUGCAGACCUUCUCAGGGAAAUAAAACAACACUUGAAACAGCAGCAGGAUGGUUUAAGUCAUUUGAUCAGCGUCAUCAAAGACGACUUGGAAGACAUCAAACUCAUAGAGCACGGACUAAGUGACAGCGGACACAUGAGAGGAGGCAUCCUGAGCUGAGUCUAUCCUACCAACACACACGCACACGCAUGCAUACACAGUUCACAGUCCUCCUGAAAAGUGGCAUGCCUGUCACCCAGACGAGUCAACACGUCCUUUUUGACAUGGUAUCGGAUUAAUCUUGAAGCAGUCUUUCGUCUGUAGGGUUAUUAUCACAGGAGGUCGUAAUAAUAUUUGCUCUCUUUAUCACCAUUUUGGUGAGUUGAUCGGGACUUUGCCUCUCUAUCUGUACCAACAAAGCAACGGCUGGUUAAUCUGUGCUCUCUGGACUGAUAUGGAAAGCUUAAUGGAAAGACUCAACAUUGUCUAAUAAUAGCUGGCUUCCCUUAUGAUAAAUCAGAUUAUGGAUAUGAGACUAUAAUUGUGACUGGCAUGUAAACAAGGUGUAGGAUUGAGUGUGUUGUAAUUGAAUACAUUGUAAAUACAUCUUUGUAUUUGUUUUUUAUGCUGUUGUUACAAUAUUAAUAAAUUUCAUUUAAACUGAAAAAUAA
This is a messenger RNA of Dicentrarchus labrax (European seabass), 2381 nucleotides long. It is a transcript of the gene nup54, whose product is annotated as nucleoporin 54. NCBI's taxonomy places the organism in Eukaryota, Metazoa, Chordata, Actinopteri, Moronidae. The transcript has 15 exons. Gene Ontology annotation, cellular component: nuclear pore central transport channel; nuclear pore. Gene Ontology annotation, molecular function: structural constituent of nuclear pore. Bases 13 to 1890 code for a protein of 625 amino acids. Gene Ontology annotation, biological process: NLS-bearing protein import into nucleus; protein localization to nuclear inner membrane; nuclear pore organization. The record is from RefSeq and is a predicted model, not a curated record.